Messenger RNA from Prorocentrum cordatum, 919 nucleotides. NCBI's taxonomy places the organism in Eukaryota, Dinophyceae, Prorocentrales, Prorocentraceae. The record is from the annotation of a GenBank genome assembly.
CUGCCACCGUACCUGGGUUGUGGGUCAGAGUUCUCAGGGAUGCCUCUUGGGAUCCCUUCGCGGCACUCCCAGCGCGGCCGCCGCGCGCCCAGGCACCGGCGGCUCCCUGGGCAUGGAGGGCCCGGCCAUCCAGGUCUGCACCGCGCUGGCCACGCUGGCCGGGUGGGCCCUCGGCAUCCGCUCCGUGCAGACGCAGUCCUUGCUCGCCUCGCUGGGCUUCUCGUGCGGAUUCGCCGCCUCCUUCAACUCGCCCCUGGCCGGCAUCCUCUUCGCCAUGGAGGAACUACAGCACGUUUCCCCGCGCCUGUCCAGCUCCAUCAUCUGCAUCAUCCUGGUGGCCUCCGUGGUGUCCACCGCCGUGGUGCGCGGGUGCUACGGCAACUCGCAGCUCUUCCAGGCGUCGUGGGGGCAGGCCAGCGUCGACCAGGUCUUCGGGGUCCGCGGCUGGAUGCUGGUGGCGGUGCCCAUCGGGGUCUGCUGCUCCCUCGUCGGGCAGGUGCUGAACGCGUCCGUGCGCCGACUGCACGCGGCGCUCGGCGAGUGGCGCGAGCGCGGCCAGCUGUCCUACGCCGCCGCCUUCGCGCUGCACGGGCUCGUGUCCGCCGCCGUGGGCGCCCUGGUCUUCCACGUCACUGGCCUGCGGGGCGUCUGGGGCGUGGGGGCCGAGUCCGUGCAGCAGGCGCUGGACCGGGGCGGGGACUUCCACGUCCUCGAGUACCUCCUCUUCGCGACCGGGAAGCUGACGGCCUUCGUCCUCGGCGUGUCGGUGCGCGGCCCCGGUGACACGCUGGAGCCCGUGCUGAUCAGCGGCGCGUUCCUUGGCGGCAUGACAGGCCGGAUGCUGCACUGGGCUGGCGCCGGCCCGGACAACGCGCAGUCCAGCGCAGUGGUGAAGCCGUGCGUGGUGUUCGGGAUGGCG